AUGACGGUAUAUAAUGUCAACCCUGAGCUGGGCAGGAAGUGCAUCUUGUGUUUAGCUGGAACAUGAGGGGAAGAAGCGGUUUUAUACAGCGCUAUCGGGACAACAAACUAAGCUUUUGACGGGAAAAAAAAACACUGGAAGAUGGACACUUAUAGAAGAGGACAACCGUGGGGAAAGCUAGUCAAAGUGGACUCCAGUGAAACUGUCCUGCUUUUCAACAAGGAAUGCACUGUUGGCAGAAAAAAAGGAUGUUAUCUGUCCUUUCCAGCCAACAAACUGGUAUCAGGGGAGCACUGCAAGAUUGUGCAAGAUGAAAGCUCAGGGCUGGUGUGGCUUGAAGACAUGAGCACUAAUGGCACAAUGAUCAACAUGUCCACGGUCAAGAAACAAACUCACAUGCUGCAGAGUGGGGAUGUCAUCCACUUUGUGUACAGGAAAAGUGAGCCAGAACAAAACAUCGCCUAUGUUUACCACUCAAUCAAAAUGGAGCAGGCUAUUUCACAACAUUAUGACAUGGACAGUUCUGCCCACAGUCAUGUUCCUGUUCCACCUUCAGAGAUGUCACUCUCUGUGGAGCCUGUAAUGCUCACAAAGGCUCCUCAUGACCCAACUCAGGAGGAACCUCAGCCCUCCACCUCCACUUCCCACUUCUGCAUCGGGAGUCCUACCACUUCUGGUCUCAUGGCAACCACAGCCUGUCCUGCCCCUGGCCAAGCUAAAGACGCUUCCCCGGCACAAGAAAAAGACACAGACAGCAUGGAGCCAGAAAACAAGAGGAGGAAAACUGAUGACGAUAAAGAUUAUGAUUUGGGCCUGCCACACACCUCCAGUACAGAAGUGGUCGGGUCAACUAAGGGAAGUCUUGGGAGUCUUUUGUCUAAACCACCAGUGGAAGGGGCUAAGACAGACAAGAUGGAGGAGAGCCUGACAUGUGUUAUUUGCCAGGACCUACUGCAUGACUGUGUAAGCUUGCAGCCUUGCAUGCAUGUCUUCUGUGCUGCCUGCUACUCAGGCUGGAUGGAGCGUUCUUCUCUUUGCCCCACCUGCCGCUGCCCCGUGGAGAGGAUUCGUAAGAACCACAUCCUCAACAACCUGGUGGAGGCCUACCUCAUUCAGCACCCAGAAAAGUGUCGCAGUGAGGAGGACCUGAAGAGUAUGGAAAGCCGUAACAAGAUAACUCAGGACAUGUUACAGCCAAAAGUUGAGCGCUCGUUCUCUGAUGAGGAGGGCAGCUCAGAUUAUCUCUUUGAGCUCUCUGACAAUGACAGUGACUCUUCAGACAUUAGUCAACCUCUCGUGGUGUGCAGACAGUGUCCAGGCUACAGGAGUGACAUCAGUCAGGUCCUGUUUGCUACAGGUUCAAACUACUGGCUCCCUGGUCUGCCAGCUCCACCGCCAAUACCUCCUCCACCCAAACCAGCAACUGAGGAUGGAUCUGCUAAACCCACAGGGGAGCAGCCCUCAACGUCCUCUGAUCUCCCAUCAGCUCCUCAGGAGUACCGCUGCCCCCCUCAGGGCUGCCAUCUCAUCUGCACCUGCUGCCUCCAGCCAAUGCCAGACAGACGGGGCGAGCUAAACAGCCAGCAGGUUAUUGCUCAACAAUGUAUGCUGUGCCAGCGACCCUUCUGUCAUAUGUACUGGGGUUGCCAGAGGAUUGGCUGUCAAGGCUGUCUGGCUCGAUUCAGUGAGCUCAAUCUGACAGACAAAUGCCUGGAUGGUGUGCUAAAUAACAACAACUAUGAAUCAGAGAUCCUUCAGAACUACCUGUCCUCUAGAGGGAAGUCGUGGAGAGAUCUGCACCAGGAGUCUUUGCAGAGCUUACAGCAGGGAAACUACUACCUGACAGAUUGUCGUAUCUCUGCAAAUGCCAUCGUGUGCUUCUGCUGCGGCCUGCGAGCAUUCAAGGAGCUCGCCUACAAGUACAGACAGAACAUCACGCCAUCUGAACUGCCAGCUGCUGUAACAUCUCGUCCUGACUGUUACUGGGGACGCAACUGUCGCACGCAGGUGAAGGCACAUCAUGCGACGAAAUUCAACCACAUAUGUGAGCAGACACGUUUCAAGAGCUGAAGGACCAGAGUGGUUUGUUUCUUGUGUCAAAUGUAGAUAACCGAGCAUCUCAUAGACAUGAUCUUAUUAAGUUUUGUUGUCUGUUACAGCUUACCGCCUUCCAGAUGUUAUGCAAUAACCUCAUGCAGAUAUUACAAUCAAUAUCCAUUUACAAUAGUGACCAGUGUCUUACUUGACACAGGGCUGUGUGAAAUAAUGCUAUGCACAAUAACAUUAAAGUUCAAUGUUUACUUAAGGUUUGAGCUGCUUUUUAAGUUAAGGCCUGUGAGGGCUUUUAACGCUAGCCACCAUUUAAAUUUAGAUACAUUUUGUCAGUGGCUCAUGUCUGUCUACCAGGUAACCAACCACCAACUGUUAGAGUAAUUUAUUUGUUUGUUAAAAAUGCUUCCUGAUUUGUCCUCCAGCCUAGGUGACAAAAAUGUUAGUUGUCUCAGAUUAAGAGUGAGUGAGGCAAUCUGUUUGGAUUAAGGCCAUUUAUACGCUUACACAUGGUGAGCAUGUUUUUUAUAUAUUUUCUUCUUCCAGCCUUGGUAAUUUAGGCUAACAACACCAGAUGUAUAUUUACCUUCUUUACUUGUGAUGUAUUUUACUAAUCUUAUGAAACGUAGAGUGAAGAAUCCAGGGCUUCCUACAAUAUAAUGCCGAUGAAAACAUCUAUCACAGUUAUUAGUAGCACCCGUUUGGGCCAAGAAAUGAGUUGUUUCCAUGAUCCAACCUUUUGAACUAUAUUAUGAAGUGAAAAUGUCUCACCUCUAGGGACUUAGUGUGUUCCCAGGCGAGGCCAAAAAGCCACGUUAAAGCCCCACAUACAUACUAGGAUAAAUUCAUAAUCCCAUGUGAUAUUUGUACAGGUUUGGGAAGGGGAUCAAUGUGUUGUAACACUGUCAGAGGGCAUGGGGGCCUCUGUUGUAUGCUUUGCUCUGGAUAAUCAUCUCCAUGGUGAUUUAAAAAGUAGUGUAGAAAGGGACGCUUGCUCAGAUCUUGUAGUAAGAGCUGAGCUGUGAUAAAAUGCACAGCUUUAGUCCAUAUAGAGAAGAAAAAAUAGACUGCACUUCAGGCAACCUCUAACGGUUGAAUAUGCUGAAAGUGGUGCUGCUUUUAGUGGCAUUGGCCCAUGGAGUAGUUUCCAUGUGCAGACGUCUGCAGGAUGCACUUGCAGAACAGAGAAUUGUGCCAAUACAACAGUAUGAUCUGUUGUGUUCCAGUUAUGUAUAACUUAUAGCUUACCUUGCAAGAAUUUGGAUAGAGGUUUAUUCAAAUGUUUUCGAGACAUUAGUUGAUCAGUGUGUGGUUAGAUUUUCUCUGGUUCCUCAGGUACACAAAGCUGCUGUUUUAGCUUAACCAUGUUUGUUGGUUAGAAAAUGUCUGUGUCAACAUGUAAGAGCUGUCACUGUUCAGUGACAGUGUAGAAUCUAAUGACUUCUCACCUAUGACUAUCAUCACCCAAGUGUCAGUAAGUCCCCACCAUGAAAACAUGCACAGCUUGUAUUGAUGUCUACUAAAAAAUCAAAAUUGACAAAUCAGCCAUAGUUUCUAGCGUAGUCCAAUAAGAACACCCAGACAUUAGUUUCAAGAGGCCUUAUAUAUUGGAAUACGAGGAUCAUGUAGUAGUCUCUAUUUUCCCCUUUUUUUUGUAGGAUCACUAUUAUUCGUGUAUAGAAAAUGCUGGUGGGCAUGUGAAGAAUGUGGGUGUAGAAAAUGUUAAAAGUGGGCCUUAUCUUGCUAUUUAGUACAUUUUGUAUAAUUUCACACACAAAGGUUGGGCUUAUUGUUCCAUUUGUAUUCUUUUUUUUUGGUGGCUUUAGAAGGAUGCGUACUAAAUGUCUAAAAAUGUUUGUUUAUUUUGUACAACUAUGAGGAUAUUUGCACAUAACUGUUCUCUCUCUCAAAUGGAAAGUCUACAAGGUUAUGAUAUGAACCCAACAUCCUAGAGGAGCUGUCUUUAUCCAGUGUAUGUGAUGUCAAUACUCAUAAUAUCUCAUUUGUAAUCAUGUGAAGAGUUUAAAUCCAAAAUGACAUAUACAUCAAAGAGAAGGAAAAUAUAACUUUUAUCCUUGAUUGUGCUGAAUGUUAGAAGAUUAUAUGCAUUUUUGUUAUCUAGUUCUUAGCAUUACCCAUAGUGAAUAUGGAUACAGUGUGUGUUGUUUUGGAAUUUAACUCUUCAAUUUUUUCGUUGUGUUGUUGGGAAAUUGGGGUUGUGAAUGGGCCCUUUGCUAACCUCUGCCAGAGCUCCUGGCUUAAUUUGUGGUAUUAGCAAGGUGGUUUAGGUUUAUUUUUCUGUGUAUUUUUUUUUUUUUUUUACCUCUUCUAUCACGGUGGGUCCACACUGGCAUUCCUUAGCGGCUCAGGCCCUCAGCACAAACCCAGUCGAUCCCCCAACAGAGUGGCUGAGUUUUAAUUAUUCCCUACCGGAGAUCUUGGCACCAUAAGCCAACAACAGUCCCAAGCCGCUCCAAUCAGGAAUUGGUAUUAAAGAGGCUUUGGAGGAGUGCUUUGCAUUCUCCCUGGGGUGGGGUAUGUUGUAUACUAAGGCAAAUAUUUACUCACUUUGUGUGCAAAAGUCUGGACCAGGCUGCUCAGCAGUAUGGAAGAGGCAGGUUUCAUUCUACCUCAUCACAGCUCCCAGUAACAUGGGAGACUGAACAGGCAUCAAUCACCAUCAGUUCAAAGCUGGGAAAGCAUCCGCUAUAUGAGGGAUGGAAGUCCUUGCUAGUGCCUGUAAACUUUGUAUGCAAUGCACUAUUUGGACAGAUUAGAUUAUCUAGACUAUAAUCAGCUUCUACUAGAAUAGCACUAGGCACAUGUAUAGUUUUGUGAGGACAAAUACAUUUGAUAUAUGCCUCUUUACCCUGUAUGUUACCCUGUACGUUGUAUUAGCAAUGCUGAAAUUGUCUUUGAAAUGCGUAUGGAUCUGAUUUGCUGUUUUAUCUUAACAAAUUAAAAGACUGAUUUAGCUUUCUGUAGUAACCGAUUUGCUUUUUUUUUUUUUCCAAUACCUUCAAGUCCCUGUCCACUUAAAAAUGUGUUCAGCUUAAUGGUACUUCACUUGGGUGCUUCACUGCGCACAAUGAUGCAUGUGCAGAGUUUGACACUAGACGGCUGUUUUCACAUUCAUCUGCUAAUGGUGGAAAGUUGCUGGCAGCGAAGUAGAAGACAUGGCAGUGAAAUAAAACAAGUUGCAUAGUUAUAAUAGAUUCUGGAUUUCUCAUGAGUAUACAUGUGUCACUUAUUGUAAAUAGAGUAAAGCCUUAUUUUUUUCUUCCUUUGCAUUUGUAUUGCCAUCUUUCCUGAAGAAUGAGUGCUGGAUUAAAAAACUCACAAGA
Molecule: messenger RNA, 5393 nt
Organism: Dicentrarchus labrax (European seabass)
Lineage: Eukaryota; Metazoa; Chordata; Actinopteri; Moronidae
Gene: chfr
Product: checkpoint with forkhead and ring finger domains, E3 ubiquitin protein ligase
Exons: 18
Coding region: 142-2070 (642 amino acids)
Biological process (GO): mitotic cell cycle checkpoint signaling; protein ubiquitination; ubiquitin-dependent protein catabolic process
Cellular component (GO): nucleus
Molecular function (GO): ubiquitin-protein transferase activity; protein binding
Source: RefSeq, a predicted model, not a curated record